Messenger RNA from Pseudogymnoascus destructans, 1073 nucleotides. RefSeq lists its product as uncharacterized. The coding region runs from base 413 to 940 and encodes 175 amino acids. Lineage: Eukaryota; Fungi; Ascomycota; Leotiomycetes; Thelebolales; Thelebolaceae. The transcript has a single exon. The record is from RefSeq and is a predicted model, not a curated record.
CUACCUUACAUUUUGACGACGUUAGUUUGUCUAUUUUGUAGAGAACCGCCGCCCUGUAUAUUCUGUGGUCGGAACUUUCCACGAAUACUGCCAUUACUGUGCCCUGCCAUUACUGCGCCCUGCCAUUGAGAACCUGAACCUCCCGUUACAAUUUUAUGUGACCCAGCCUGGACCAGACUUGAGAAUUUGUAUUCGAUCUACACGGCCACAAGUCUCCCAUGAACCUCCCGGAAAGAUGGUAAUUAUCUCAUCCCUAAGGAUGUAACGCGUCUCACGUUUAUAAUAGGCUCCCAAAUCCGCCCCUCCUGCAGCAAAGCAAGCUCUCAUACUGGACUGGUUCCACAAAUCACUCAGCGCCCACUCCUUCAAGGACCUCGAAAAAGCACUUCCGGCUGUUGCCUCGAUCAGUGGGAUGGUAGUCAAGGACUACCUCCAAGCCCUCAGCGACGAAGGAUUGAUCAAAGUUGAGAAAAUAGGAAGCGGAAAUUGGUACUGGGCGUUCGUCUCUGACGCGAAGCAAAGCAAGGAGAAAGUCCUCCACGACCUCCAAACAGAAGAGACCAAGCUGAAGACAUUGAUUGCCGACAUUAAGAGGCACAUUACUGAGGAAACUGCUCAAAGAGAUGAAGAUGAUGAAAUGUUGGAGGACAACGGCAUGGAUAGGCAGGCACUGUUGGAAGCUCAUGAGCGACUCCUGAAAGAAACGACGUCACUGGACAAGGAAUUGGCCGGAUACAGCGGAAGCGACCCUACGGAAGUGCUUCGCAAAGAAAAGGAGAUCCAGAGUUUGAAAGAUGAUGCAGAGCAGUUCACGGACAACCUCGAAUGUAUCCGAAGCUACCUCCUGGACCUCACCAAUGACAGAGAGCAGGUGGCUCUGGUGAUGCAAUCGACGUGUGGAGAUGAAUAUAUCCCUGGUGAAGGGCUCAAAGAACUUUGAACAGGGACGGAGGAAAGGGGGAGGACUGUGACGAUCUGAAAACGUGACGGAACAAACCGCACUACAUGUGAUAGCUGUUGUGCUAAUAUUAAGAUCUUGUGCAAGCUUCCUUGAAUGCAACGAUCAGCAGUUC